Molecule: messenger RNA, 2978 nt
Organism: Mycena citricolor
Lineage: Eukaryota; Fungi; Basidiomycota; Agaricomycetes; Agaricales; Mycenaceae
Source: the annotation of a GenBank genome assembly
GCUCUCCUUCAUUCCAUUCGAGGGCCUUAGGACAUGUACAGGGAGCAAUCGGUUAUCGCUGUCGGGUCCGGAAACCAUUGACAUGUCAGGCACAUGAUCGAUCGACGACGCGCUCGUUGUUCACUGGCACGCUUUCGCGACCUCGAGACCAAUCUAAUCGUUCCCCUCCAACGAGUUCCAUCAUCCUCCAGCUGCAUUUGCGACGGAAGUGGCAAUGUUGGAGUCUGUUUUUGAGCGGCGGGCCGAAGAAGCUGAUCGCGAGCCAGUAUUGAAGUAGAACAAUGAGGCCAACACAAUGCAAAUUUCAUGGUGUGGUAACCGGCCCUCUUGUUCCUCCACCAUCUCCGGUUUCCUCCCAUCUUCCUCACUACCUAGAGCUACCCCAGAGCGCCUUUAUAUAACGUCCCUCACGCUUUCUCAUUUCUCGACACCCGCUUUAACGAUAUUCGCGCCUCUCGACGACGGCGCUUACGUUCUAUACUAACUAACCUAUACAUCAUCCACGGCCUUUCUGAACUUACUUACAUAUGCGACUCUCCCCAUCUUCCGCUUCCGCCUCCGCCCUCCUCGUCCUUGCCGCGAUCCCGGAUGGCGCUUCGGCCACCUUGCUGCAGCGUGCGUCCGGCUUUGCGGCGCAUCAGACGAAGCAUCUGGCUCGCGACCUGCGGCUCGCGUUCGGCGGUGUGCUGCCCCGGAGCACGGCGCAGCAUGUUAUCUAUUGCAAGUCCGCGGCUACGCGGAACGCGCUGGCCGGGGCCGGUACCAAUGGCUCCAGCUCCAGCUCCAGCUCGUCUUCAUCAUCUUCAUCGUCCUCAUCAUCUUCGUCAUCCUCCGGUAGCACGGGCGGAUCUUCAACUGGCACCAGCAGUAGGAAGUCGGGCUCGGGGACGACCACUGCGAACAGCGCAAGUCCUACUCAGUCGAGCUCCGUGUGGCACCUGACUCAAUCCUACGCCGGGUCGACUUUCUUCGAUGAGUGGGACUUUUGGAACCUCAACGACCCCACACACGGCACGGUGGACUACCUGAGCCAGGCUGACGGGCAAGCUGCUGGUCUCGUCGAGGUGAACUCGGCUGGGAACGCCGUCAUGCGCGUCGAGACGACACCGACCGUCGCCAGCAAUCGCAAGAGCAUACGGAUCACCACCCAGAAGUCGUUCACCGGGGGACUGGUCAUCAUGGACUCGGUGCACAUGCCCACUGGAUGCGCGACUUGGCCCGCUUUCUGGUCGAAUGGACCCAAUUGGCCCAUCGCCGGAGAGAUUGACAUCGUCGAGGGCGUGAACGAUUACACGAACAACCAGGCCACUAUCCACACUGCGCCGGGGUGCCAGCUGUCGACGUCCAAUCCGAGUCAACUGGGCACGAGUGCGAUGGCUGUCACGGGCGGCACGGACUGUGCUGCUGCUUCCUCCGGCAACCAAGGAUGCGGCAUGCAGUCCCCGUCCAACCUCAGCUUCGGACCAGGGUUCAACAAUAACGGUGGCGGGGUUUAUGCCAUGAAAUGGGACUCCUCCGGCAUCGCGGUCUGGUUCUUCGCCCGGGGCUCUGUUCCCGGCGACAUCGACGGGGGCGCCCCGCUGCCUGACAACUGGGGUCUCCCGAUGGCGCACUGGCCGGCCUCGGACUGCGACCCGUGGAAAUACUUCUACACGCACGUCGCCAUCUUCGACACGACGCUGUGUGGGGAUUGGGCUGCCAGUGCCUGGACGACCUCGGGUGCGCCGGGACAGGCUCAGAGCUGUGCUGCCCGCACGGGAUACUCGACGUGUCAGGCGUUUGUCGCGGCUGAAGGUGCUGCGUUUAGCGAAGCAUAUUGGGAAGUCAAGAGCGUCAAAUUUUACAACACGACGGCGCCGCUAUGAUGGAUCUACGAUGAAAUGGACAUGCGGUAUUCUAUUUUUUAAGGUAUCUAGAUGGACAUGAUCGUACCAUGAGACAACUGGGCCAUCUUUCUCGGGGCAUGAGUCAAUCGUGUGACGAUAUCACGUGAAGUGAGAGUUCGCGUGUGGUCCAGAACGCAGGUUCAUCUGCUGUGUUUGAUUGACGCGUCACCUGUCCUCUGGAAAUGGAAAUACAAGCAGAAGCUCGGUUAACCGGGUUGAGUCCUUGUUCGGAAAGAGAAACUCUGAAUCCCGACACAUGCACUGCAUCAGUGCAACCCUAAACGCAACCCUGCGCGAGCCUGAUCAUUCGAAGAACGAUUUUCUCUCCCAAGCACCACGAUCACGGUAUGCCUGUGCAGCGGAGUAAGUCUCAAACUAUCUGUAUCUCUGUAUGGAUAUUGAAUCGUCUCGAGCUCCAACCAAGGCACUCAGACGAUCUGUGUGUUCCAUCUUCCCUGGUUAGAUUUGAGAAAUGGAGAAUGACGCGACUCGACAGGACGGUGAUGUGUUCGCAGCCUCCAUUGGGCUCACAGAACACCCAACCAUGUUUGAGUCGCUCAAAAAAGCGCUUCGCCAGAUUUCGCUAAAGCUCUUCGACCUGACUGAGCCGAUCCCCGAUCAGCCCAAGGCGAUGGAGGAAUUCGUGGCGGAGGUUGAAAAGCGGUUCUCCGGCUACUUCAGCCCCAAGUUAUCCAACUACGUCGACCGACGGAGGUGCCUCGAGAAGUACGCCAAGUCGUAUCUGGAGAAAAGCGGGAAGAUGACCGCGGUGAAGUGCAAAGACUGCUCGUCUCCUGCUCGUGGCAAAACGGAAAAGGCCGCCAGUGGUGUGAAAUCUCCGAAUGCCCAUUCGAGAUGGAAUCGCGUCGAGUCCGAGUCUGAAUCGGACGAGGACGAGGAGGUGGACCAGCUGGCAGUCACGAGCCCCAUCGCAAAAGACACCGCGCAGCCGGUCUCUCAAUCAAUCAAGUCUCCCAGAAAGCAAAGUCCAGUCCCUGUGAAGAAGGAGAAAGAGAUCGAAUCCGUGACACCCAAACGUCCCUUGCCCCGGCCGCUGUUCAGGAAAGCCGACGCAGCACCGAGCAACGUGAA